UCGUCAAUGCCACGGCGCAGAAAAUCCGGUCUCGAGUCCGACUUCCAAGUCCGCUGGCACUCGGUUGCCAACAUCGCCACGCCCAGCGUGGACAUCAUGUCGUCGCCUGAUCCGCUCAACGACACCAUCGAUACGAGCGUCGUCCCGCCUUCUACAACGCGCCGCGUCCCCCGCAGCAGUCAACGGUCCAGCCGGUUUUCCACCCUGGGCACCUCGCCCAGGAAGCAGAUGUUUGAGCUCGAGGUCGGCGACGAUCGAGCCCCCCAGAAGCUAUUGGUGACGGUCGAGACGGAGGAGCCAAGCGCGACGGCGGGUCCGGGAAGCGCGCGACGAAAACUGUUCCAGACUUCGAGUCCUUUGUUACCAAUGUCUAGGCGGAGAGAAAUGGCGACCACGACGACUGUGCCUUUGAAGAAGGCUAUUGAGGAGGAGAUGGCUGACCCAAACGCGACCCCGAGGAGGAGGGGACGGCCGAGGAAAAUAAAUGGAACACCUCUGCCCGGCGCAGGCACCAAGAGAAAGUCGGGAACCCCAAUCAAGAAAACACCAAGGAGACCGCGAUUAUCGAAGGGUACGGAGACGGGGAACGAGACGAGAGGGUCCAACGCAGGCCGCACGCCAGGAACAAAGAGGAGAGGCCGACCGCCCAAGAAUCGACCUGUUGAACCACCCAGCGAGUUGGGAACUGACGUGGAUGGAGGAGUUAUUGAUAUUGAAAGGAGACGGCAGGAACUUGGUCCUGAAGAGGUGGCGGAAGUGAUGAAUGAAGCUCCUGCGCUUCCCUCUCUUCGGGGUGACGACUCUCAAGUUGACAAUGAGAUGACUCUGAUCAUCACGCCUUCAGAAGCUGAAGGGUUGCAAGCAAACCAAACCCAGAACAAUACCACCCAGAACGAUACUACGGCUCUGCCGCAUUCGGAACCUGAUUCGGAUAUUUGGAUGGCAACUCUGGACGACGAACCAACCCCAAGACCCUCAAGUCGAAUAGCGCAAAGAGAACCUGCGCCCUCAAGCCCUGACCAUGACCAAGAGGCCGAUACUUCGGAUUUCGGAGACUACGGAUACCUUCCACCGGCUGGCAGCGAUGUCUCUUCCGCAGACGAACCUGAAAGUGAAAUUCGACCUAUGAAUAACGACACCAUUGCGGCUGGCGAAGACUUUAGCAUGAUUUUCAUGGACUCCCUUCCAUCUCUGCAGGCGAACUUGCGCAGUUCUGUCCAGGAAGUCACCGAGAACGAUAUCGGCGAAGAAACGAGCAUGAUCAUCAACAACACCCUUGAAUCUCUGCGCCAGUCCUUACAAGAUCGGGACAGGCCUAACACGGAGGCGGAACCUGCUGAAGCCCCCAAACCAGCUGAACCUGCCUCCUCUCCACCCCGAGAGGAGCUUAGGAAGUCCAGCAUUCGUCCUCCCCUGACUUUUUCGCCGAAUCGUAACAUGUCCCCAAGGUGGCUUCGAAGCCCUCGAAGGAUGGGAUCUACACCCUUACGGCGCCAAGUAUUGGAGUCGAACGCAAGAGAGAAUGCAGAUGCGGCACUGGAGGCACCUGAAAAGCAUGACUCUCCUAUUACUACUGGGGUGCAAAGAUCAUCAGCCCCCCCAGACCAUGAAGAGUCAAACUUAUAUGAUGAUUCAUUUUCCGAAAUUCCUGAUGCUGUACUUGAAGCUGCAACGCCACGACGACCUCGAAGAAAUGUUGUGGAUGAGACAUUGUUGGAAGAUGAAGAUGUGGAAAUGGAGGAUGAGCAGCCUCCCCAGCCAGCUGAAGAGGAGGAAGAACAAGAACACGCGGAGGAAGAGCAACAACAACAGCCAGAACAAGAGGAGGAACAGGAGCAAGAACAGGAGCAGGAAGCGCAGAGAGACCCCUCGGUAGCUUCCCAUGGAAGUGUCGUCUCUCGAUCGGACGCUGGACGUCUCCCUACCCCUGAUGAUACCCCACCGCAACUUGAUGCUCAAGAGGAUAAUGCUGAAAAAUUGAUACACAUGUCGGGAACCUCGGCCACAUCUAUAUCCCCUCGGGGCUCUUCUCCGGCUGCUCCAUCAUCUGGGCAAUCUUCGGCCAGUCAAGUCCAAAUUAUUCCGGAAAUCGUGGAGGAAGUUGUCGAUGAAGAUAUCGAGGAUGUCAUCGAGGAUGAACCUGUUGAAGAAAUGCAGGAGGAGAACGAGCCAGAUCAGGACGAGGAAUUACCUGAUAUCAACGAGCCGCGGCCAACAGGCUUAUUCGUACCCAACGACGUCCACCAGCCUGAGGUUACGCCACUCAACCAGAUGACAUCUCCUCUUCAGGACCCCCAGUCACUUCUGCCAGAAGCAGUAUCGGAGAGGGUGCGACGGCCUACACUCUCCCCUAUCGUGCGAGCAGGACGGGCGUUGCAAAGCGUGACAUCGGAUCCUCCCUCGCCAGAGACACGUGAGCAACACCUGCGGAGCCCCUUCAGGAGCUCUGUAAGCAGAGAGCUGGGACCCCGGGAGACGCAGUCGAUCCGACGUAUGAGCACCAGCCCCCGACGCAUCAGCGCUAGCCCUGGGAGAUCCGUUGCCUUCCCUGCAGUUACUCAAAUACCCCCGGCCAACGAGGCAUACGAAGAUCCCUUUGGUACGGAUACCCGACACACAGGUCAAGCUAGCUUUAUGGAGGCACUUGAGAGAAUUGGCGGUGAUCCUUCACCACGGCGGUCACAGAGAUCAUCUCGGGAGUCCACGGCAAGCUCUUUGCGUUUCCAGCCUCGCAGUGAGGAUGGAAUGAGCUGGGUAGAGAACGAGGGCCCUAUUAGCGCAAAUCUUCGUGGCGAUGUCCCACUUGAAGCCUUUGCUCGAUCGACAGUUGGGAAGUCAAAGAGCCCAUCUAUCGGUCAAGGGCAGCUAGAUGGCGCAAGCAACGAGGCAGAUGAGGAGCCUGAACAGGAUGGUGACGAUAUGGACAUUUGGGAGUUUGAAGCACAACGGUCGUCUCCUCGCGCGGCUCGCCAACACUCCAGGGAGAGGACGGCCGAGGCUCCCGCUACCAGGCGGAGCGCCCUACCUAGCCCCUGGACGAAACGCACAAGUCGCGAGGCACAGCAGGAGGAGGAGGAGGCAGAGGCGGUGGUAGAGGAGGAAGCAGACGUGGAAGCAUCAGACGCUGAUGCCACAGAGGACGCUGUGCCGGAGCCAGCUCAAGCAGAGGAGUACUCACUUCUCUCUCAGAGGGGCAACGCCCAACAGCAACAGAACAAACCCCCGGAGUCUGCUGUCAAGGCUAGUCGUUUCGACCUUUCGACCUUCUUCUCUUCACCAGCGACUAUCCCGGGGAUGCUAGCUGAGAAGUUUCUAUCAGCCAAGAAGCCUGCGCCCCGACCAGCUGAGCCCGAAAUGGUAGAAGCAGAGCCCACCCUACCAACAAGUUCCAUGUUCCCACAGUUGCCACAGCAGGAAUUACGGCCUCGAGCUGGGCCUCGGGCUGGUUUCUUCUCUCCUGUCCGCGCUCCGCAGCCAGUAUCAAGGCGGCAACAAGAGGAAGCAGAAUCCCAAGGGGCUUCCACGGAGCAGGAGGGGACUGAGGAGCAGUCAGAGCCUGAAGAACUAGAGGAGCAUGAGAUGCCCUCUGUGCCACAGAAGAGGAACUUUACGCCUCAACGAAGACAGCCGAGCCAGUCUUUCUUCAGGACGUCAACCCAACAACCGGCUGCAUCAGCUAAUAGCGCGCCCACUCCGCCAAGAAUGCAGCUCUCUCAUGCCGACAUCCAGAGGUGGCAGCAAGAGACCUCCAAUGCCAGCGAAGACUCCCCUGAGCCAUCUCGGCCCCUUCUUAGACCCCUCCCACCUAAGAACGCGUCCCCAACCAAGUCCAGUCUGCGCUCUCCCCUGAAACCACACACACCCGGUCGUGUGGUCGAGUUUACGAGCAGCGUUCUCUCCCCUGUUGAGCAGGCCAAAGCUCGACAGCAACGCCGACUAUCCAAUUCAUCUGCAGCAUCGCAGACUAGCAACACAGCUCAACGUCCGCGCCUAAGACCUCCACCCCGACAGAAUGCCAACAAGGAGAAUGCCGUUGCUUCUGACGUGUCCAUGUCUGACGCCUCACCCGUUGCAAAACAACAGCAGCCCCAACCACUGUCCAAGACCGUCUGGACACGGCAGCACUGGCUCUUCCUGGACGAGCUACUCCAGCUACGCCGCCAGGGGCCUUACCGCACCAACUACGAGCGCCGCUCAGACAAGUACCUAGGCAAGACGGUCAAGAGCCAGGGCGAAUCCAUGACGCUGGAGCGCUGGCAUCUCGACUGCGUUGACGCCUUCAAGGCCGAGGUCGGCGGCUGGGACGAAGCCUCCCUGGCAAAGAGACUGUUUGCCCUGAUUCUCGGCGAGGAGAGGAGGAGCCGAGGCGUCGUCGACAGACCAUCAUCACAAGUCAUGUUUCACUGA
Messenger RNA from Fusarium vanettenii 77-13-4, 4407 nucleotides. RefSeq lists its product as uncharacterized. Lineage: Eukaryota; Fungi; Ascomycota; Sordariomycetes; Hypocreales; Nectriaceae. The annotation marks the transcript as partial. The transcript is spliced from 2 exons. The record is from RefSeq and is a predicted model, not a curated record.